UUUAUGAGAAUAAGUUCAGUUUUGCAUCGAAUCUGAUUGUUUCCUCGUAAUUUUUACCUGUGAUGUUCUCCAAUAAGCUUUGAAUUCAACAAGAUGACAGCAAUCAAUCGAAACAAUCACGGAUUCGCGAAAAGCAAAGAAAUUACCACCACUCGCACUGAAGAUGGUUUCGUGGCGAAGAUAAGGUGGCCCGAUUUCCUGGUCCAAAUCUUCAUCCACGGAGGAUGUCUAUACGGAUUUUAUUUAGCCCUCUUUGAGGCUCGUUUCUAUACAAGUCUAUUCGCCUUCUGCACGGUAUACACUUCCGGUUUCGGGAUCACCGCCGGCGCCCAUCGCCUCUGGUCCCAUCGAGCCUACAAAGCCAGCUGGCAGUUGAGACUGCUUCUCAUCAUCCUCUUCACCAUCACCGGACAGCGUGAUGCUUAUACUUGGGCCCUGGACCAUCGAGUGCAUCACAAGUACAGCGAAACCAAUGCGGAUCCGCACAAUGCGAAGCGCGGUUUCUUCUUCAGCCACGUCGGAUGGCUUUUCCUGACUCCUCACCCCGACGUCGUGGCCAAACGGAAGACCAUCGACAUGAGCGAUUUGGAAUCAGAUUCAAUUGUUAUGUGGCAAAAGAGAUUAUAUCCGGUGCUAUUCGCACUCUUCGUGAUCAUCCUUCCAGUCUUCAUGCCCGUAUACCUGUGGAACGAGACCAUCUGGAACUCGUUCUGGGUGAACUUCAACACCAGAUUCUGCAUCACCCUGAACAUUGCGUUCUUCGUGAACAGCGUUGCUCACAUGUGGGGACAGAAGCCGUACGAUAAAUACAUCAGUUCCGUUGAAAAUCUCGCUGUUUCCGUUGCGGCUCUCGGCGAGGGUUGGCACAAUUACCAUCACGUCUUUCCCUGGGAUUACAAAACCGGGGAGCUCGGCAACUCUUACAAUCCUUCCACGCAUUUCAUCGACUUCUUCGCUCGAAUUGGAUGGGCUUACGAGAGGAAGAGCGCAACCGGAGAGAUGGUAGCAAGGAGGGCGAAGAAAUCGGGAGAUGGAAGUUACGUCUAUGAGAACGAGGAUGAUCCUAAUGUCUGGGGUUACGGUGAUGCUGAUAUCCCUGGAGAUGAUAUGCAGGAGCUACAGGAUAUGAAGGAUUAGCCAUAAUUCGUUGUUUCUUCUUAAUUAUUCUGUUUUUUUUUGUUCUUUGAUUAGUAGUAUUAUUAACACUUUUAAGUCGAUGCUAGUCAUAUGACCUCCCGACCAAAAACGUAUUUAAUUCCUUUUGUAUAAUAUAUAUUUUAUUAAACGGUUUUUGAAACGUU
This is a messenger RNA of Nicrophorus vespilloides, 1301 nucleotides long. Its product is annotated as acyl-CoA Delta(11) desaturase-like. The transcript is spliced from 6 exons. Gene Ontology annotation, molecular function: stearoyl-CoA 9-desaturase activity; iron ion binding. Gene Ontology annotation, cellular component: endoplasmic reticulum membrane. The coding region runs from base 94 to 1137 and encodes 347 amino acids. The record is from RefSeq and is a predicted model, not a curated record. Lineage: Eukaryota; Metazoa; Arthropoda; Insecta; Coleoptera; Silphidae. Gene Ontology annotation, biological process: unsaturated fatty acid biosynthetic process.